ACCAUCAAACCCUUUCAAAAACCAUAAACAUAUUCAUUCCCAUACCACACUACAAUCGCAAUGGCAAUCUCCAUGACUCGUUUCACAUUCUUUGCCGUUCUCAUCUGCUCUUUCGCCGUAAUCCUCGGCAACAAGAUGGCAUCAGCACAAUGUGCCGGUGACAUGCAAGGCCUCAUGCAGGAAUGUGCAAGGUAUGUACAAAAGUCAGGCCCUAUGAUCCAACCCUCUGCUGGUUGUUGUGGUGUGGUCAAGAAUGUAGACUUGCCUUGCGUCUGCAGCCAUAUUACCACCGAGGUUGAGGGUGUUAUCAGCAUGGAGAAGGCUGCUUUCAUUGCUCAAGCUUGUGGUAAACCGCUAGCCCGUGGCGCCCAUUGUGGAAGCUAUGUUGUUCAAGGAAACUAGAUGAAGAAGAAGAGUUGAGGUGGUAUGGUGGAAGAGAUUCGAAUGUUGCAAACAAUGUAAAACAUGGUUUCUCUUGUACCGAAUAAAUAAAGUUAUGAUAAUGCUUGAUGUUUUGUUUUUGAUUA
Messenger RNA from Helianthus annuus (common sunflower), 527 nucleotides. RefSeq lists its product as uncharacterized. The transcript is spliced from 2 exons. The record is from RefSeq and is a predicted model, not a curated record. NCBI's taxonomy places the organism in Eukaryota, Viridiplantae, Streptophyta, Magnoliopsida, Asterales, Asteraceae. Bases 61 to 402 code for a protein of 113 amino acids.